ACAUUUAUUAAGUAUAAUUUCACAUCCGAAAAAAAGUGCAAUAAGGUAAGAUCCUAGAAAAAUGUUUACCAACACUGAAAAAGAAAUCACGCCUGUCAUGGACAUGGAUGCACAAUCACAAGAUUUAUAUACAAAAUCUCCAGAAGCCGUUAGAAAAUGCACUAAUGAAGAAGCAUUCAAUACUUCGUGGAACAUUGAACAUUUAAAUUGUUCCAAUGAUAAACUGAACUGUACACCGCCUUCCCUGAAAAUUAUGAUAGACAGUUCAAGUCCUGACAAAAUAGAGAACUCUACGCAGACAGUGCCAUAUUCAAGUCAUGAACCACUAGAAGAGGUGAAUUUGAACAAGCUAGAACUAUCAUUUGAUAAAGACGAUCAGCAGAACUCAGCACCCAAUGACAAUCCCGAAAAAUCAUUCGGGAGCAAGCGUUGUCGACGUGACUCUCAAGAAGACCCCAACGACCUCAACCCACUGAAGCGAACCAAGUGUGACAAAUUAGCUGUACAAUAUGACGAAGAAAUUGAAAUAGAAGAGCCCGAUUUAAUUGAUGAAAUAUCGACAGCCUCUAAUCUGUCCUCAUGUUCAGAGGUUUCGUUUAAAUCUGUUAGCAGUAACAGUUCUUUGAAGGGAAAGAAACGGCGGCGCAAGUCGGAUUCUAAUUUGUUUCGGGAUGUGCUGCUGAGGUCCAAACGAAGUAAUCAUUCGAACUAUAGCAAACAAACGUCCAGUCGACAAGAUCUGAAUAAUACGCCAGGAGGCACGCCGCGCAAGGACCGCGGUGGACGAAGGAUCUCCAAGUCAAAAUCAUGGCGACUGAUAGACUUAUGCACCUGGAUCGGGAUGAAGGGAUACGAAUCUAUAACAGCUCUAUACACAGAUGGAAAGGGUGAAGAAGCCAAAACUAUAGAGAAACCUAAACAAGAAAAUGAUUCCGUAAAUAAAGAUGUUCAGCUUAUGAAAAAAACUUUAGAGGAUGUGGUCGACAGACAAGAUCGACUAAUGCGCGAAAAUGAGGAAAUGGCCAUGAAUAUGAAAAAGAUGAUGCAAAAAAUAGAAGAAUUGGAAAACAAAUUAAAAAGCCAAACAGAACAUAGACCUCCGACGUCUGGCAGGAGCCUGGCCACCGGAGACUGUGCGCCCCCUCCGCCGCCGCCCCCGCCCCCGCCUCCGCCUCCUCCUCCACCCAUGCCGUCCUCCAAGCUGCCAGUUCGCUCCAACACCCUCCCUCGAUGCGGCUCUGCACCGCCCCGAGUAGCGGCCCCGAGGCUCGCCAUCACCCCACAGGACAUAGCCAACGUGAAGCUCAGGAAAACUAAGGACAACCCUAACUUACGAUCGAAGCCCAACCAGAACAAACAGCCGUUGGUGACUCAGCAGAUGUUGCUUUCUACCAGAGCAGGACUCGGCAAGAAGAAGCACGUUUCAGCGGCGACCACUCAACAACAAUUGAGUGACCUUGAAAAGUGCUUACUUCAGGAGACGUCUGUAACAUCCAUGUUCAGACGUCGUGUGGCCAGAACGACGUUCAAAAGUACAGAAGAGCUGCGUCCGCGGCCGUACCCCCAUUCGAGAUCCCCGAGAUCUCCACGAUCGAACUCCAUACCAAGGAUACCAGUAGCGCCACUGUCACCUAUUCAAUUCAAUGCAAAAUGUAUUUUCACCGGCAAGUGACAGUUAGCAAAGUAAAUUUAGGAUUUCAGGAAUGGUUCGUCAGCUAUAAGUAGUUAGAUAAUUUUAGAACAAGGACUAAAAGGAGAUGCUUUCGCUGCUGCGAAAUGCUUAUUGCCUAGGUACCUACAUAAUAAUUUGUUAUGUUUGAUAUAGGUAGUUGGUACUUAUUUUACAACCAUCAUUCAAUGAAUGAAAAAAUUAAAUUGAUUAUGUGAUUUAUUUGUAAAUUUGUUAUACAAAACACUUAACCAAUUUUUUAUUUUCCGAGUAGGCAAUUUUUGGAUGUCGAAAUUAUUAAACUUAGGUAGGUACUUACUUACAUUCCGAUUCAAUAAAUAUUAAAAUUAUUUAUAACAAACCUA
Messenger RNA from Plutella xylostella (diamondback moth), 2034 nucleotides. RefSeq lists its product as uncharacterized. NCBI's taxonomy places the organism in Eukaryota, Metazoa, Arthropoda, Insecta, Lepidoptera, Plutellidae. The record is from RefSeq and is a predicted model, not a curated record.